This is a messenger RNA of Rhopilema esculentum, 2089 nucleotides long. RefSeq lists its product as uncharacterized. Gene Ontology annotation, molecular function: oxidoreductase activity, acting on the CH-OH group of donors, NAD or NADP as acceptor. NCBI's taxonomy places the organism in Eukaryota, Metazoa, Cnidaria, Scyphozoa, Rhizostomeae, Rhizostomatidae. The record is from RefSeq and is a predicted model, not a curated record.
UUUUUACCAACUAGAAAAUCGUUAAAGGCAGUGGGUCGCGCCGUUCAAUGGUUUAUCGAAACGAAGAACAACAAUUCUAUUUCAGUGAGUUUUCAUUUCGUAACAAAAGACGCUUAAUGAUGCUAACGAUGAGUUGUUACAAUUUGUCACGCUUCUCUAAUUUCGAGGACCCGAAAUUCAAUAAAAUGAACAGCGCGACACAAUGCCUUUAAACAAUAGGUGAUCUUGGUAUGAAAAUUGAACAAUAAACAAUCUUGGUAUCGCUUCCUCGACUCGAGUGCCUUGCUUCAUGCUGCUGUCAUAGAUAAAAUGGCGGAGGGAAACGUCCCGUGUGUUCUUGUUACUGGUGCUUCAGGCUACGUUGCCAGCCAUUGCAUCAAAAAGCUACUGGAAGAUGGAGAAUAUCGAGUUAAAGGGACAGUUAGAAGUUUGACAAAUGAAACAGUUUGUGAAGCUUUGAGGAAUUUGGUUCCUGGCGCAAAGCACCAACUUGAUCUUGUGCAAGCAGAUUUGCUGGACGAAGGAUCAUGGAAAGAUGCCGUUGAAGGUUGCACGUACGUCCUUCAUGUUGCUUCUCCAUGUUCUCUUGAGACGCCAAAACACGAAGAUGAGCUCAUAAAACCAGCUGUUGAUGGAACCCUGAAUGUUUUGAAGGCUUGCAAGGAAGUGGGUGGUGUCAGGAGAGUCGUUCUCACCAGCUCUAUUGCUGCAAUUUACAUUGGCAAUUUAAAGAAAGAGCUUGACGAAGGAGACUGGUCAGAUGUUACACAAGCAGGCGCCUAUAGUAAAAGCAAAUGCUUAGCGGAAAAAGCUGCUUGGGAUUUCGUUAAAGAAUUGCCGGACGAAAGCAAGUUUGAACUGGUAACAAUCAAUCCUGGCUUCAUCGUAGGCCCCCUUCUCAUAAAGAAAGAAUGUGAAAGUUAUAAAAUCAUCAAGCGACUUUUGUUACGAGAAAUGCCUGCAGUGCCUGACUUUUGUGCUGCUAUGGUUGAUGUGAGGGAUGUUGCAGAAGCACAUGUAAAGUCUAUCACGAACCCGGAUGCUGCUGGACACAGACACAUAUUGUCUUUUGGGAACCAUUCCUACUCUAUUUUACAACUGGCUGAUAUCCUAGCGAAAGAAUUUAACAGUAAAGGCUUCAAUGUACCAACAACAAAAGUACCAAAACCAUUGAUAUGGCUCUUUAGCUGGUUUGACAAGAGUCUCAAAGCUGCAUAUCCAUGCAUAGGAACAACUUGGAACAUGAAUAUUAACCGCAUGAAAAAUGUACUUGGUAUAGAAGGUCGUGAUAUAAAUGAAGCGACUAUAGCCAUGGCACAAAGCAUGAUUGAUCUUGGAAUGACGGCUUGAAGAUGCUCCUGCUAACCCUCCAGCAGACAAAUCUAGUUAAACCCCUUGCAAAUUUUUAACAAUGCUUAACAAAGCUUUGAUUAAUAAAAGCUACUCAAAUUAUAAUUUAACCCAACCAAUUUUAUCUUGCAUCUAAGUAUUUUGACCCUGCUGAAGGUGGGUCUAUGAUUUUCUUCGUUGUUUAAAAGAAUUUUGAUCUGAAUUGUGCUAAAAAAGCUGAAUUGAUAGAAGCUCUGUUCGAAUUUGAAAGUGUUUCAGCAAAUGGAGAUUGUUUUUCGAGUGGUGGGACAUAUAUAUUUAAAUACAAAUAAGUGCCAGUGUCAGACAUUAGGAAACUGGAAGCACGGCUAUUAAGAAACAUCUAAAUUUUAAAAUAAUGAAAUACUCCAAAAAGUCAUAAUUUUCGUCCAAUACUGAUGCAAACGACGAAAAUUUUUCAAAAGUCUAGCUUGUGCAUUAAAAGAGUUUAUAAUACUGCUGCUAACCUUUGAGACAAUUUAAACGAGGACCUUUUACACUUUGUCAAAUUAAAACCUGGCGAUGAUUCUUUUAUUACUUGUUACAUUUCUUCUUAUGUUUCUCAUUUUUUCUUUCCUAAGUCCUAAAAUGCGUGACUGUGUUGCGUAAAAUUCGUAAUGCGUAUCUCGUGAUAAAUGCUUCUAUUAAUGUAAACUGUUUCCCCUGCGUAGUCGUAGUAAGUUGUAGCUUAGCCUUGAGAAAUGAGUCCUUGCUGAAUAUA